CAGGUGCUGAAACAAGUGCAUCCAACUUUAUCAGCAAAAGAUGAUGCUUUGGAAUACGUAGAGAGUCUUAUUUUACGGUUGUUGGCCAUGCUUUGUGCCCACCCAGCGCCUCAUACUGUCCAGGAUGUUGAAGAAAGAGUACAGAGGACAUUUCCUAAUCCAAUUGACAGAUGGGCUAUUGGGGAUGCUCAAGCAGCUAUUGAAAAAGGCCGCAAAAAAUCACCGCUUGUAUUACCAGCGGAAAAAGCACAUCCUUUAUUACGAGAUGUACUACAAACCAAGAUAGACUAUCAAGUUACAUUGUAUAUAGUUGCUGUUUUAGAGUACAUUUCUGCAGAUAUAUUAAAAUUAGCGGGGAACUAUGUUAAAAACAUCAGACUUAUUGAAGUCACCCAACAAGACAUUAGAGUUGCCAUGUGUGCAGACAAGGUGCUUAUGGACAUGUUCCAGCAAGAUGAAGAUAACGAAAUGAGUGGAGUAGUAGAGGAACCCAAUCUUGACACAUCACUUACUUACGACGAACUUGUCAAGGAUUUGAUACAAGAAAAGAAAACGUAUAUUAGAGAACUCAACAUGAUUAUAAAAGUUUUUCGUGACAAACUACAGCAAAUACCAUCACUACAGCACAGUAGUAGUAGAGAGUUAGAAAAAAUAUUUUCAAAUAUAACAGAAAUCCACGAAUUCUCCGUUAAUCUGUUGGGUUCACUAGAAGACACAUUAGAAGUGACUGAUGGGAAUAAGUCUCCAGACAUUGGCAGCUGUUUUGAAGAAUUAGCAGAGGGUGCCGAGUUUGAUGUCUAUGGUAAAUAUGCAAGUGACGUCUUAAGACAAGAUUGUGCUGACAAUUUAAUGGAAGUUGUUAGCCGACCAGAUGUGAGUGAUGCCCUUACGAGUGCUGGACAUGGUUUCAAAGAAGCUGUCAAAUACUACUUGCCCAAGUUGCUGCUUGUACCUGUUUUUCACAUCUCCACCUUUUUCAAAUAUGUUGAGGUGUUAUUAAGUUUGACAGAAUCAGAAGAAGGAAGGGAUUCUCUAGAACAAGUUAAAGGACUCCUAUGGCCACUUCAAAGUCAGUUAGAACGUAACAUUCAAAACUCCCCUUAUGCUCAGUACCUUAAAAGAAAGUUGAAUGAAAUUAGCUUGCGGCAUGGCAGAUUAAGUAGACAACAAAUGUUACUGAAGAUGAAGGAACUACAAAAAUCUAUAGAAGGCUGGGAAGGCAAAGUAAUCACUCAGUGCUGUAAUGAAUUUGUAUUAGAAGGGGAUUUGCUUAAACUUGGUGCAACUGGAAAGAAGCAGACGGAGAGACAUGUAUUCCUCUUUGAUGGUCUUAUAGUUUUAUGCAAGAGCAAUAAUAGAAGAUUGUCAGUCAAUGGACAGAUUGGAGAAUACAAAUUUAAGGAGAAAUUUCUUACAAGAAUGGUAGAAAUACUGGACAGAGAAGACACAGAAGAAGUGAAACACUCUUUUGAGAUUAGACCGCGGGACCAGCCAAGUGUGGUGCUAAUUGCCAAAUCGGCAGAAGAAAAGAACACCUGGAUGGCUGCUCUUGUCAUGCUCAAUACUCGCAGUAUGUUAGAACGAACUUUAGACAGUAUAUUAUUAGACGAGGAAAAGCAGCAUCCACUAAGACUGCCAGACCCGUCGGUUUACCUGUUUGCCAUUGAAGAUUCAGAGUGUAAUAUAAUCAUCGAAGAAAAAGAAAACUCAGGAACCCCACUCAUCAAGGGAGCAACCCUACCAAAACUUGUGGAACGAUUAACAUACCAUAUGUAUGCUGAUCCAAUGUUUGUACGGACAUUUCUUACAACAUAUAGAAGCUUCUGUACACCAGCCGAAUUGCUAGAACUUCUAAUUCCGUUUGAUAUACCUGAGCCUGAACUCCCGUCAGUGAGUGAAGAAGAAACUGAAGAAGUAAAAAAUCAACAACUUUCUAUACAAAGAGAAAGCCUCAAGCGCUUCCGUAAAGAAUAUUCACAACCAGUCCAAUUCAGAGUAUUAAAUGUUCUGCGGCACUGGGUUGAUUACCAUUUCUACGAUUUUGAACGUGACAAGCAACUGUUAGAAAAUCUUACCAGUUUUUUAGACAAAGUUAAAGGGAAAUCUAUGCGGAAGUGGGUAGAAUCAAUUACUAAGAUUAUUCAAAGAAGGUGUAAUGAGGAGCAGAGAGAAAUCACUUUUAGUCAUAAUAGAUCACCUCCAUCUCCAAAAUGGCAUAUCCGUUUGGAAGAAAAGGAUUGGGAGAGCAUACUUCCUAUUGGUGCUGGAGGUACUUCCCCAAAUCCUGAUUAUGCAAAAGCAUUGUUAAUGCUCCAUCCCAUAGAAAUUGCUCGACAGCUCACGCUCUUAGAAUUUGAACUCUAUAGAGCAGUUAAGCCAUCAGAGCUUGUCGGCACACCAUGGACCAAAGAAAACAAAGAAAAACGCUCACCAAAUUUGCUCAAGCUAAUCCACCACACAAAUAAUGUGACGCACUGGUUUAUGCGGUGCAUUGUGGAUACGGACAAUUUUGAGGAGCGUUGGAAUGUGAUGAUGAGAAUAGUCGAAAUAAUGGUCAUGUUUCAUGACUUAAAUAAUUUUAGUGGAGUUUUUGAAGUGUCCAGUGCAUUAUUUUCUGCAGCUGUUCAUAGACUAGAGCUCACCAAAAUGGAAGUAAGAAAGCGUCUUCCACCUGCACAACUAAAAGUGUUUGAGGAAAUCUCUGAAUUAAGUCAAAACCACUGUAAAAAGUAUCAAGAAAAACUCCGUUCUAUCAAUCCCCCUUGUGUCCCUUUUUUUGGUAUGUACCUGACCAAUAUAUUGCACAUCGAAGAAGGAAACCCUGACUUCCUCCCAAAGGCUGCUGAGGGUUUAAUUAACUUUUCCAAGAGACGGAAAGUUGCAGAAAUCACAGGAGAAAUUCAGCAGUACCAAAAUCAACCAUACUGUUUAGAAGUAGAACCACGCAUUAGACAUUUCCUGGAGACACUUCAGCCGUUCGAGGGUCAGAACGAGCAUGAAAUAUCAAACUACCUGUACAAUCGCUCCAAGGAGAUCGAACCCAAAAAUUGUAAAAAGCCCCCCAUUAAAGAUCGAAAAUGGCCUGCUAGUUUUCUGAAAUCCCCCGGCAUCAAGCCUCGUAACAGCCGCACUGUGCCCAACCCCUUGCCUCAUAUGUUUGAACGAGAACGAGGUACCAAGAUGGUUGAAGGUGGUGAUGGAGAUGAUACUCCACAGAUGAUCACUCCCCCAACUCCUUCCACUCCUUGCACACCACCACAUACUGCUCAUGAUUCCAUUUUCGCACAAGUAGAAAUCAACCCAAGCGGUUCGUUAGGAAGUGCAAGUGGGUACCCUUUUUCCUCUGGGUUUCCUCCUGUGCUUCCAUCCUUGCCUCCAUCUGUAUCAGGUAAUCCUCACAUGCCUCCAGCUGCAGCAGCAAUAGUGCCAGCUCCUAUAGCAGUCAGUUCACCUCAGCCACCUCCUCCCUUGCCACCAAGGCGAAAAAGAGAACCAUCAAUAGGAGAAACCUCACCAAAGGUAAAACAAGCACCUGAUGCACCUGAACUUCCUCCCAGGGAUCAAUCCCCACCACCAAUACCACCACGAACUUCCACUCUACCACGAAUGCAUUCUUCAGGGGGUUUACAACAUGGCCCUACACAUCAUCAUGCUCCACCAGGACAUUCCCACCAUUCUGUCAACCUUCCCCAUCAUUUCCAAAAUCUUUAUUUACCAUACCAUCAGAGGACAAAUGCCCCUACAUUUAUACCACCACCACUACCCCAACAGUAUCAGUUGGACCCCCCUCCACACCGUCGCAACAACUCCAUGGACCUCUCAUCACCCACACCAAUGGCUCGAAGACACACAAAUGGACCUCAUGCAGGAUUGCCAGGAAGUAGUAUGAAUGACAGUCCAGCUGAACCAAAUGACCACCCACCAACUCCACCGCCCAGGCUUGCUUAUCGUCACACGUUUUCUUUCUCUUACGACCACCACCAGUCAUAGACUCUGCCCCAUGUGUGGGUUAUCUCAGCCAUGUAGUAGAAAUACAUCCUGGUCACUUAUUAGCUCUAUUAACUCCAGCUUUGUUGUGACUGCAAUACAUUUCAAUAAUUUAUUGUUUUAAUUCCUGUUUGAAUCACACUUUACAUUUUAAAAUUAAACUACUAUUUGAGAGGAAUGUUCCGAAAUGAAAAUUUAACUGUAUAUUUAAGUCAUUUAAAUUACACAUGAAAGUCUGGAUAAAUUUAUUACGUCUCUAUUCCAAAACUUGAGUAAAUCACCAUGUGGCAGUUAAUGCUAUCCCAUAUAUCAAUGUAAUUAAGAAAAUUAUAACAUCAGAAAAGGAGUGGAUUUUAAUCUGUUAAAACUCUACCUACACUAAAAUUAAGAGGCCUAUUGUAUGGAGUACUAAGAAGCAUCAAAUACAAAUAAAGUUAAAUAUUUAAUUUCUCUGGUAUUAGAUGUCAUCAGUCUGUUUAAUUUGGAUGGAAUAUUUGAGGAUAAUUUAGUAAUAAUGUACCUGUACAUUUGCUAGUUUUGACAUGGUUGCCCAUAUGUAAAUGCCAAUAAACACUUAAGUAUUUUUAUAAGAAAACCAUCAUACCUUAUCUAUGCAAGCAUUAUAUUUUAGCAAAGUCCACACAUUUUUGAUGUUGAUAUAGCAGUUCAAGGAAAAUUAUUAGUAACAUUUCAAUCAUUCAUCCUGAGCAUUAACCAAAAGCAUCACACUCCUAGUGAACAUUUCACUGUAACAUUGUCGAUUCAGAUUCAGGAUGAUAAUCAAUUUAAUUUUGCAUAAGUUUUACUUCACACCUCCCCAAUGAGUCUACUCCAGUUCUAAUUUAAAAUCAAUAAUCAAUAUCAGUGGCUUUGGCAAAUUAGCUUGAUAUAAUCAAAACCUAAAGAUGGGAUAGAAUCAUAUAUUUUUAUGUAAUUUUGAGAUAAUUUGCAAUUUUACGAUAAUUUUGCACAAUCAAGAAAGAUAUUCUCAAUUUGUAUAUUUUUUCAGCUAAAGUUUAGAAUAAUUAAUAUUCUUCUUCAACUUUUUCCUUUUCUAUUAUAAAUAUUUAUCAGACUUUAAAGCUAUUUAGUAGAAGACUAAGCUAAAGUGCCUAGUGUAUUGAGCAUUCCAACGAGCCAUUGCAUGUGAAUUACUCGUGCAUUUAAGUUGAUGUAUCCAACUGCUGUAGUUAUGGCAAGUGCCUAACAGUCACAAGGUGUGCAGCUUUUGUUUAUAUUAAUAGAUGUUUGCUGAUUCCUUGUAUAUGUAACUUAAGUGUUCAAUUUCAAUUUCUCAUCAUCUUGAAAUCUCUUUUUAAGAUGGUCUUUACUUCUUAUUACUCUACAUGGUCUGGAGAGCCUAACUGUACAGGGCCAAAGUAACUUGACACAUGACCUACAAGAGUUUUAUAUAACGUACCCCAAUGAAAAAGUCGUGGGAGAUAAAUCUCAGGACUUUGUAUGAAAAGUGGGUCAUCAGUCAGAAGUACUUUUACUUUUUAUUACAUAUACCUGAAUUGUGAUAAUAUGAAAUAAGAGAAAUGUUAAACUCGUUAGAAUAUUCAGGUGGGAGAUAGGUGAGUAAAUCAGUUUCCCCUCAAGGAAUAAUAUAUUUCAUCUAGUCAGGGCAAAUUGGCAGUGGGAGGCUAGUAAGGCUGGCUGUAGUGUUGGGGGAGUUUGGUGCUCGCCCAUCUUCAUAAUCAAUCAUUUGUUUAAUUUUUUCUCUGUUCAAUAUUUUUGUGGACUACCUGCCUCAACUUUGCACACUCAGUAUUACGCAGUUCUAAGUGCAGGCUCAUGGAGAAGAAAGAAAAUCUUACAUAACUAUAGUUUCUCUCCAAAGUUACUUGUACUUUAGAUCAGUCAAAAGUUGAUAAGCUUAUUAACUGAGGCAGCAAUGAAGGCAAGAGAUUAUAUCUGUGAUGUGUUUGGGGGCAGACUACAGGCAUUUAAGAAGACAGUCAUCCUGUGUGCAGUGACUGUUGUUUUGGGGCAAUCCAAGGAAAGUGAGUCAAGUGAAUCAUCACAUUGUUUAAUAAAAAAAAAAGUUUAGUUAAUUUUUAUGCUAAUUUUAAAUGUUCUAAUAAUAGGAAUUUUGCAAAGACCAGCUUUCAGAGCAGUCCUAAAGAGAAGGACUACACUGUAUUUCCCUGUCUUAAACUAAGAUCCUGAAGUAAGACAUGCAUUCCAGGUACAUGUGUAGUUGGUUCAUAGUUGGAUAGUGAAGUAAUGAUAUUUAUGGAAAAAUCCAUUAUUUGCUGGUCCAGGUCCCACAUUAACACAAGCCAAGCCAGGGUUGCCCCCAUAAAGCUUACAAUUCCAUGCUGUGUAAAGAUUCCUAUUUUAUCUUGUUACAAAAGACAGCGAAAUAGUUUGUAGCAAGAUUAUGUACAUAUUUAUAUAUUUGUUAACAAUAAGUCCUAUAAUAACAUCAAAUUAGUCAGAUAUAAA
Molecule: messenger RNA, 6438 nt
Organism: Macrobrachium nipponense
Lineage: Eukaryota; Metazoa; Arthropoda; Malacostraca; Decapoda; Palaemonidae
Product: son of sevenless homolog 2-like
Biological process (GO): Ras protein signal transduction; positive regulation of GTPase activity
Cellular component (GO): plasma membrane
Molecular function (GO): protein heterodimerization activity; guanyl-nucleotide exchange factor activity
Source: RefSeq, a predicted model, not a curated record